Drosophila albomicans is the source of this 4439-nucleotide messenger RNA. RefSeq lists its product as uncharacterized. The coding region runs from base 226 to 2658 and encodes 810 amino acids. The transcript has 7 exons. NCBI's taxonomy places the organism in Eukaryota, Metazoa, Arthropoda, Insecta, Diptera, Drosophilidae. The record is from RefSeq and is a predicted model, not a curated record.
ACUGUUGUUUGAGGGCGUAGUUCCUCCAACAAGUGCAAAGCAUCAAUUUGUAUUACUAAUCAAACGCGUUGCGUUGUGAAGCUGCGGGCGUGCUCUGGAAUUUGGUGUUUGUUUUAGUUUAGUUUUGUGUUUUUGCGUUUAAGUUAAUACAGCGACGCCCCGCGCUGCACAUUAAGCUGCUCAGGCAGGCAGCUACACAACAAACAAAGCCCCAUCAAACAAAAAAUGGGUUUGUUUCUACCGUCGACAAUUUUGGGACGCAGCUAUUUGCUGUUUGUUCUUGUUCUGAUUGUGGGUGUGUUCGCGCAGCACGAAUGGCAGGCUCGUGAUGCCUUUGACGAGAUCAAACGCCAAUUCGAUAAAGUCAACGCCGACAAUUGUCCCAUACAGCAUCAUGGAGAUUUGUUUAUGCCCACGGACGCCGUGUCCCACAAACCGGACAUCAAGGAGGUGAAUGUGAAUCCCGUGUUCCCAAAUCGUACAGCGCUGCUGCAUCUGCAAAACAUGGCGCUGAGUCGCAGCUUCUUCUGGAGUUAUAUACUGCAAUCUCGUUUCAUUCGUCCCGCCAUCAACGAUACUUAUGAUCCUGGCAUGAUGUAUUACUUCCUGUCCACGGUGGCUGAUGUUUCCGCCAAUCCCAGCAUCAAUGCUUCGGCUAUUUACUUCUCGCCGAACAGUUCGUAUUCGUCAUCGUAUCGUGGCUUCUUCAACAAGACCUUCCCACGCUUUGGUCCACGCACUUUCCGUCAGGAUGAUUUCAAUGACCCCAUCCAUCUACAGAAGAUUUCCACUCUGAACACUUUUGAUGUGCAGGACUUGGGCGCUCAUCAUCCCGAUACCAUUUCCAAGGAUUACACCCACGAUUUGUACAAGAUUAAUGAAUGGUAUCGCGCUUGGUUGCCCGAUAAUGUAGCCGGACGUCACGAUACUAAGAUCACGUAUCAGGUGGAAAUCCGCUAUGCGAAUAACACAAAUGAAACGUACACAUUCCACGGACCGCCAGGCUCUGAGGAGAAUCCCGGUCCCAUUAAGCUGACACGCCCCUACUUUGAUUGCGGACGCUCCAACAAGUGGCUGGUGGCUGCCGUGGUGCCCAUAGCUGAUAUUUAUCCCCGACACACGCAGUUCCGGCACAUCGAGUAUCCCAAAUACACCGCUGUCUCUGUGCUGGAAAUGGAUUUUGAGCGUAUUGACAUCAAUCAGUGUCCGCUGGGCGAAGGCAACAAGGGUCCCAAUCACUUUGCGGACACAGCGCGUUGCAAGAAGGAGACCACAGAGUGCGAACCGUUGAAUGGCUGGGGCUUCAGGCGCGGUGGCUAUCAGUGUCGUUGUAAGCCAGGUUUUCGACUACCGCCCACAGUGCGACGUCCUUAUCUAGGCGAGAUUGUGGAACGUGCACCAGCUGAACAAUAUUACAAUGACUACGAUUGCCUUAAAAUUGGAUGGAUUCAAAAGCUGCCUAUUACUUGGGAACGUGCACCAUAUCAUGUUAGGCAAAAGUAUUUGAACAUGCACCCAACGUAUCGCAACUUUACAACGGGUUCGAAAGCGCUACACGCUCAGCACUUGAACAUUGAUCAGGCAUUGAAGUAUAUUCAUGGCGUCAACUAUCGCACAUGCAAAAACUUCCAUCCUCAAGAUUUGAUACUGCGUGGCGAUGUCAGCUCUGGCGCCAAAGAUCAGUUUGAGAACGAAGCCAAAAUGGCUGUACGUCUGGCCAACUUUAUCAGCGCCUUUUUGCAGAUAUCGGAUCCCAACGAAGUCUAUUCGGGCAAACGUGUGGCGGACAAACCACUGACCGAGGAUCAAAUGAUUGGUGAAACUCUGGCCAUUCUAAUGGGCGACAGCAAGGUGUGGUCGGCCCAGACGCUUUGGGAGCGCAAUAAGUUCACGAAUCGCACCUAUUUUGCACCCUAUGCCUACAAAACGGAGCUGAACACACGCAAAUUUAAGGUGGAGGAUCUGGCGCGUCUGAACAAAACACACGAGCUGUACACGGAAAAGAAGUACUUCAAGUUCUUGAAGCAACGAUGGAAUACGAAUUUUGAUGAUUUGGAAACGUUCUACUUGAAAAUCAAGAUACGACACAAUGAGACAGGUGAAUACCAGCAAAAGUACGAGCAUUAUCCCAACUCGUAUCGUGCGGCAAACAUGAAGCAUGGCUACUGGACACAGCCGCAAUUUGAUUGUGAUGGCUAUGUGAAGAAAUGGCUGGUGACCUAUGCGGCUCCCUUCUUUGGCUGGGAUAGCCUCAAAGUGAAACUGGAAUUCAAAGGAGUGGUUGCCGUCUCCAUGGACAUGCUCCAGCUGGAUAUUAAUCAGUGCCCGGACUGGUAUUAUGAACCGAAUGCCUUCAAGAACACACACAAAUGUGAUCAGAAGACUUCAUAUUGUGUGCCAAUUCAGGGACGUGGCUAUGAAACUGGUGGCUACAAGUGCGAGUGUCUGCAGGGCUACGAGUAUCCUUUCGAGGAUUUGAUCACCUACUACGAUGGCCAGUUGGUGGAGGCUGAGUAUCAAAAUAUUGUGGUCGAUAAGGAGACACGCUACGAUAUGUUCAAAUGCCGUUUGGCGGGUGCAGCGGGUUUGCAAUCGGCAUUGGGAUUGGUCAUUUCACUAUUUGGUCUGACCAUCACAUUGCUCUAUCGUUUUAGUUAGGCGCAUCCCACCCCUUCUUAAGCCAAAUAUCUUAACAAUUCCGUCCGCAACUCUAAAAUCUCUAUAACUUAAGCAAAAAACCGAAAGAAAAAAAUCUCUGACAAAGCAACACAGCAAACUGAAAGACACAAAAUUGACACCCAAAACAAAACGCGCUGUUGCCCAAAAAAAAAAUUCAAAAAGAAAAAAACGCUCAACCAAGUUGUCCACUCUACUUCUGUGUAUUCUCCAUAUUCUCUCUCUCGCCUUUGAACAUUGUCAUCAUUUAUCUGCAAGGCGAUUAAGUUGUAGACAUAAUCUAUUACAAUGAAUCUGGUUAUUUGUCAUUUCUAUCAAAAGCGGCAGCCAAAAGCAGCGGCAGCAGCAACGGCAGCAGCAGAGGCUACAGAAAAGCGCAAACAGCCGCGCCUACUGUGCUCAGAUUACGGAAGCGUUUGCCGUUGUCGCUGCCGCUUCUGCUUCUGCUUCUGCUGUUGUUGCUGCCGCUUCUUGUAGCUUUCGAUUGUGGCCCUUUGCUAAUGUCCGUGAAGACGCACAGCUGUGUGUGCGUGCUCCGAGAGUCGAGAGAUCGCAAACCUGUUAACAUCAAAACCCAGUUAGGCCUUUGCUGUUGCUUCUGCUGUGUCUUCUUGUGUACCUACACCCCAUCCACACCACAGCAGAGGGGUUGUUUGUGCCGCACACACACACGGACACACACCUUUCCUGCCUAGCCUGGGCAAAAAAAAAGCAACGCCUGCCUAGUGUUUUUCUUAUAUUAAAUCGUCGUCGACAUUUGCGGGGUUCGUCCGUCGUGUUCCAUGGUCCAUUCUGGCUGGCUUUUUUGCCUGAAUUAAAUAUGCCGCCGUUUUUCUUAUUUUUUAUGCAGCUCUCCUCUAUUUUUUUGUGUGUGCGUGUAUAUAUAUAUAUUUUUUUUUGCUUGAUUAUCAUAUGCGCUUGAAUUUUUAUUAUCUAUAUAUACCCUGAGAACUUUUUCUAUGCGCGGCACGGAACCAGUUUUAUCAGCCACUUGGUCGUGGUCUUCCUUUCGGCUUCUUGGUCUCCUGCCAGGGCAAUUCAUGAAAAAAAAUUGCCAGCUCUUUUUUUAAUUCAUUAAAAAAUGAUAUGGUCAUAGAGAGGUAGCGUAGAGACUUGGACACAACUUGGCAAACGAAAAAAAAAAUCACAAAAUAUUUUCACACAUUUUUCAUAGUCAUAUCAGGGCAAAAACAGUGGGCAGUGACGACCGCUGCGUUUUGGGCAACUCCUCCAUUUCCAUUUCGAUUUGUGCCGUUGCCGGCUGAAGACUCUGCUGCUGCGUGUUUGUCUUUCUUUAGAAUCCGACGCAGCGGGAACACGUUCAAGUGGUUCUCGCAUUUCCAUAUUCCAUAUUUUUUAUUAUACUCUUUUUUUAUUAUUUUGGCAACAUAAUCAUAUCAGUUUGUAGGACAGUACAAAAAAACGAAAAAGACAACUAAACGAAAUUUUUAAGUGUUUUUAAGUGCCUUAGCGAAAAGAGAAAAUUAAAUAUAAAAAAAAGACUUCAAAACGUAAGUCCGUCCAAUAUACAAAUAUAAUCACUGUCUCUUUUGUAUUAUGUAUUUUUUAUACCAUACUUAUUAAGUGCCUUGACAGAAGCGAAUACAUUCGAUUUUUUUAAAAUAUGUAACCAACUUGUAGUCUAAUAAUUGUGUAGUCUUAAGAUCGAAUCUCGUUUAAAAACAACAACACAGAAGAAUCUUUUUUGUAAUUUGCAACUUAUAAGCAAUAUACGAUUUAUACCAAUAAAAUGACACUUAGAA